Messenger RNA from Striga asiatica, 1044 nucleotides. The record is from the annotation of a GenBank genome assembly. Lineage: Eukaryota; Viridiplantae; Streptophyta; Magnoliopsida; Lamiales; Orobanchaceae.
UUUUUUCUUCCUUUUUUUUUAUUUACCAAAUGGGUUCUUUAAAGAUUUCAUCUUGAAGGCCUUUUCCUCACUAUCGACCCUUCUAGACGAUAUUUUCCGCUUCUGGGCCUCCAUAAAAAAUGGCUGCUUUAGAAAUAACCCACAUAGAUUUAGAAUGCGGCCGCCGGAGCUCCGCCGGAGCUCGGCGCGCUGCCGGUGAGGAGGAGGAGGAGGAGGAAUUGGGCAGUGUAUGCUUUUCCGACGGGUCUUCAAAUUCCCAGUUCUACUCCACCAUCGACGGUGACGGGUCAUACGAUGAUUACAGCUUUGCGGGUCGGUCCGAGAUUUUGGAAGACGAUGCUUUGGAAAAAGGAGAAAAAGGAGAAUUUGAGUCUGUGGAUUUAGAGUGUGGUGAGAAAAAGGAAAAUUUGAGUAAUUUAGAGAGAGAUUGCAGGAUUUGCCAUUUGAGUCUCAUUAGUAGCAGCCCUAGUUCUGGUUUGCCCAUUGAGCUGGGCUGUUCCUGUAAGGACGAUUUAGCUGCUGCCCACAAGCAUUGUGCUGAGACUUGGUUCAAAAUCAAAGGAAACAAGACUUGCGAAAUCUGCAAUUCGAUAGCUCGAAAUGUGGUGGGCCCCAACGACACGGAGGCCGGUCAGCAAGCCGGCGAGGGCAUUUUGGUCAUUCCGAGUACGCCUGUGGGCCCCACGGCAGCAGCAUCGGCAGCCGAGACCCGAACGUGCUUGAAUGGCCACCGGUUUCUAAACUUCCUUCUGGCUUGUAUGGUGUUUGCUUUCAUCAUAUCUUGGCUUUUCCACUUCAACAUCCCUUCAUAGAGAGAGAGUUACUUUCUGAAAUAUGUAAAAUACUAAAAUGUGAUUGAUGCAAAAAAAAAAAAAUACUGCAGCUUAUAUAAGUUGAUAUAAGCUUAGGGGGAAAAAAAACAGGAAGGAUUUGAAGUGUGCAUUUGAUGGGGGUUUAGCUGUAGUAUUUAUUUAAUAUUUAUUGUUAGGAUUUUUUCUGAUUAAUUAUGGAAAAACAUUGCAAUUAUGAGAUUAUUGAGAUUGG